Messenger RNA from Lecanosticta acicola, 1077 nucleotides. The record is from the annotation of a GenBank genome assembly. Lineage: Eukaryota; Fungi; Ascomycota; Dothideomycetes; Mycosphaerellales; Mycosphaerellaceae.
AUGCAACGGGUCGUACAGCGCGCAAAGCGCGCGGAAAGGGUGGCCACCCGCCAGUUGGAGAAGCAGAAGAGGCUCCGGGAUGCAGGAGAAGGUUGGGGACGAAAGCAGGCCCAGCUACAAACCGCCCGCAGAGACCGUGGCUUCAUCAGGCAGGAAAGGAGACAACGGAAAGAGGACUGGGAACUAGGACCUCUAGCACCGAGGAGGGACGCCGGCGACAAACGAACAUCAUAUGGGUCGAUAAGUAUAUACGAAUGGAUUCCUGGCGAUGUCGAUCCGAAGAAGAGAGUCAAAUGGUGGCACAUUGCAGCAGGAGACAGAGUAGUCAUGCUCACAGGAAGAGACAGAGGUAAAAUCGGGACAGUUUCCAACGUCCAUCCUGAAAAGAAUGCCUUGCAGAUCCGCAAUUUGAACAUGUACGAUGUCUGGAUGCCGGAGUGGAUGAGGAGUGAGAACAAUGACGACCGUCAUGUGGUGCCUACUCCGGGACACGUUUCUUUGGACGACGUACGACUGGUAUACCCUCUACCUGACCCUGAGACCGGCAUCCCGCGAGACGUCGUCAUCGAUCGUCUGGAAUCCAAGUUCCGCAUGGCCUCCAAGAAAGACGAAGACGAGAGAGGCGAACGCGUUAUUCCAGGCACAAACAUCAUGAUCCCCUGGCCUGCAAAAGCGGACGAUCGUUUCGAAGACCACGAAAUCGACACUCCUCGCUUGAAAGUCGAAGAGGAGACUUUCAGACCUUACUUAUUACGACCCAUUAUGCCUCUUUCCGUCAUUGACGAGCUGCGCAACAAGUACAGCAGAUUCCGAACACGGCACGAUUACGAGUAUAUACAGCAGAAAGAGCUCGAAGACUCAAAGACGGAAGGCAGAAAGGAGCUCAUCAAGACCAUGCGAACACCAAUGCAAGAACUGGCAGCGCUUAGAGCGGCACAGAAGCAAGCUCAACCACCAAAGGAGCUCACGCAAGAUCAGCUUGCCAAGAUUGGAGAGGUCAUUGUCCGGGAGGGAAAGAAAGCGGAAGACGCCAUCAUCGCUGCUAAGAAGGCAAGGCACAGACUGCGUGCAUUGUAA